AUGGCAAACCAUGACUUAGGUGGUACACUUUGGGGAACGAUAGAUUCUUCCUUAACAUCGAAUCUCCUUGAGAAGAUAACGACUUCUUUAGAAUGUUCUAUUUGUUCCGAGAUUAUGGUUGUACCAAUGACUAGCGAAUGUGGUCAUUCUUUUUGCUACGACUGUAUACAUCAAUGGUUUAAAAAUAAGAUAAACUGUCCCUCAUGUCGUCAUGAGAUUGAAGCAAGGCCCGCAUUGAAUCAGAAGCUAAAUGAAAUCUGCAAGACAGUUGUUGAUAUGCUUAUAGAGACAAAAUUAGAGCCCAACAGUGAUGCGCUUUCUCUGCGAAAACGUGAAUGUACUGAAAGAUAUGACACACACGUCAAGCAGAAACAGAUAUUUGGCAAUUUGUUUUCUACCACCACCGUUACUACUAUUGACAAAUCUGAUGGAGUGCCGCGUUGCGGUAAUUGUCAUUGGGAGGCGCAUGGCUCGGUGUGUUUGCAUUGUGGAACGCGAUUUAGGAUGCCAUUAGAUAGUGAUGAGGAAGAAGAUUUAGAGGAUUAUUAUGAAGAUGUGCGUUCCAUCAAUGAUGGAUCAGGGGAAGUUGAGGAUGCAUAUGACUCCGACGACAGUUUUAUAGACUCGCGAACACGUGAGGAGAUCUUUCAUGAGAUGGAGGAAGCUGGGCGCCGACAUUACGAUACUGAUGAUUUGAGUGUUUUAUCUUCGGACGAAGAAGCUCGCAACAGAAGUUCAGCUACUGAUGAAUGGAAUGGGUUUGAAAGUGCAUCUUCUAGUAAUGUUGAGAGUGGAAGCAGGAGGCUGCGUGUGUUGGGUGUAAACAGCGGCGAUAAUGAUGAUGAUGAUGACGAAGAUGGUGACUAUCAAGAUACUGAUUCGGACCAUGUAUACCGCAGGAGACCACGACAUGGUCAAGGCAAUCCUCGUAUAUCUCGGCUAACUAUAGAUUCCGACGACGAAGAAGAUGGUGAUGGUGGUGAUCUGGAUGUCGAUGAAGGUGGUAACUUUAUACUUCUGGAUCAUGAUCACUUUGCACGACAGGGUUACGAUUCGGAGGAUUUGACAGAUGCAUUGGCCGAGUUUAAUGAUGAUAAUUUAAAUGAAUUUGGAUUGGAGCAAGAAAGCGAUGAUGAAUUUGCAUUUGAUGCUGAAAAUGAAGAAGACAGUGAAAGAUUCGAAGGUUUUGGAAGCGACGAGGAUGCGUAUCUAGAAGAAGAAGAAGAAGAAGAAGAAGAAGAUAUAGACAGGCAUGAUUAUGAGGAAGAUGUAUCUGAUCAUGGGAAUUGGUGA
Lodderomyces elongisporus is the source of this 1293-nucleotide messenger RNA. It is a transcript of the gene PSH1, whose product is annotated as ubiquitin-protein ligase. NCBI's taxonomy places the organism in Eukaryota, Fungi, Ascomycota, Pichiomycetes, Serinales, Debaryomycetaceae. Gene Ontology annotation, molecular function: metal ion binding. The record is from RefSeq and is a predicted model, not a curated record. The transcript has 2 exons. Bases 1 to 1293 code for a protein of 430 amino acids.